This is a messenger RNA of Aspergillus fijiensis CBS 313.89, 380 nucleotides long. RefSeq lists its product as uncharacterized. The coding region runs from base 46 to 285 and encodes 79 amino acids. NCBI's taxonomy places the organism in Eukaryota, Fungi, Ascomycota, Eurotiomycetes, Eurotiales, Aspergillaceae. The record is from RefSeq and is a predicted model, not a curated record. The transcript has a single exon.
CGCUUUCUCUUCCAAACGUUGCCACGGGCCUCGAUUACUCUAGCGAUGCACGGCUCAGCCCAGCUUUUGCCUGUUGUGAACAAGCGCAAGAAUAAGACGCUAUUGCUCCUGUGUCUCAGCUCGAGGUGGCUGACUCGCUGCGUCGUCAAGGGUCUGAGACAACCAAGAAAUGACAGGGGUGUUGAUUGGUUGGCGGCGAUCAUGAUGGCACUUGGCGAAAACUCUUCUAACGGACACCGACGUUUGUCCGAUUCUAGAGUACGAUUGCUCCAGUGGUUUUGCUAGAACGGUGGGGUACUGCAGGGAUUUGAACCCUUGAAGCGGUACCUAGUAAGUCUCCCAUCCAGACCGUGAAGUUCAACGCUAAUUGGCCAUAUGAG